AUGGGUACCGUUGUUUGCAGCCGAUGUUCUGACACAGGUGACUCCGUGCCCAAACCAUGGACAACUUGGACCUGGGGGGCGACCGAGGACGUAGUGUUCAGCGAGGAGGAUCUGGUUGUUGCCCGGGCGGCCACGGCAGCUGGCACGCUUUUGGAUCAGCUCCAAGGCAAGUGGGUUCGUCAGGAUGGCUUCUUUAUGGGCGUGCUCACGAACGGCCGCCUACGAUGGGGUGAAGCCUUCCGAGGUGACUCUCAGAGUCUACUGGAAGAGGCCGGGCCCAACAAGGUGCACCUCCGACUUGCCAAUGAGAUCCACGAAGGAAGUGUUUAUGUAGGCCGCCGCAUGAGCAUCCACUGGGCAGACGGUGCACCACAGCAAUUGCUUUAUGCUGUCGUGGUUUUGCAGGGGUACAGUGCCAUUCGCAAUCCUGUCAAUCGAUGCUGGAACCAAUUUUCCCGCGCGCCCCUCGCAGACCGGCACAAUGCAGGCUGCCUUGCUCAGAUGGGGCGCUUCCCAGGAUACGCUGGCUAUGGCGGCGGCUAUGCUGAUGGAUUUGGUGCUUAUGCCGGGAUGUACCCCCAGGCCAGCUCCACAUGGGUGCCGAACUUUGGAAAAGGAAAAGGCGAAGGCCGAGGUCGAGGCAGGGGAAAGGGCAAGGGAAAGGGCUACGGCUACAAAGGAGCCCGUGAUUGGGACGAGAGUGAUCCGCGUCGUCAGAUAGAGCUUGCGCAGCGUCGAGCUAAGCAGCGGGAUCAGUCGGCCAUCAGUCAGGCCCAGCGCUCGGCGCAGCUGCGUUUUGAGAAAGAUCUGCUCGACAGGGUCCAGGGGAGGUGGAUUGACGAGGAAGACCCAAGUGUGACCUAUGUCGUGGAGGGUGGUAUUUGUGCUGUUUCUGGCGGCGAAAACAUACGGACCUUCCGAAAUCGGUUGAGCGUCUACGGUGGCGAGCUUUGCUGGGACGCAAGAAGAUUCUGGCACAACCUGAACUUCAGCGCUUUGCCUCCUCCGGAGGAGCAGGUGAACAGAGUUGAGUGGAACCCAGCGCAGGGAUCUCCACCAACAAAGCAGAUCAUUUGGGUUCGGGCCCCUGACAUUGAAGAGGCGGUUGGUGAGGGUGCGGAGGGGGACACCUUGGAGGCUGACUGGAGAGUCGCAGCUCAGACUUUGCAAGGGCCUGGCAAGCGCAUGGAAACAGGAGUUGGCGAACAUCACUUGCACAACUCGGCAUCGCAGCAGAUGGAGCGAUCGGCCAGGUACGGCUUAAGUCUUGGCGUCGACUUGGAGAAUGAGGACUACAUGGAGCUAGUCCAGGAGGCAUGGAACGCGCCGCUGCCAGCGAGUUGGACGGAGUACAUGGAUGAGUCGGGACGUGCUUACUAUGUGAAAGAAGGAGCAAGCAGCUCGACAUGGGAGCACCCAGCAGACCAGAUCUACCGCAACCUCAUCGAUUUAAUCCGGAAGGCCCGCGUUGAGGUCAUGCCGCGCAGGCAGGAGAUGGUUCGGGAACACCUGCGAGAGAGGCACGAGGCUGCCAAAGCCGACCUUGCAGGCUGGAGUGGACCAUAUGUGUCUGACCAGGGUGAGUACUACUACCACGACAGCUUGAAGGUCAGCGCCUGGAACAGUCCCAUUGCGGAGUGGGAGCACGAACUGGAAACACGCCAUGCCGUACUGCAGAGGUACCUUCUGUCGGAGCUGCAGGUAACACCCAGUGGCGAAGCUCCCCAGCGGCGUCCAGACAUGCUCCAGGUGCUGAGACUGGAGCUGGGCAACUUGCGGAAGGACCUGUGUGAGGUUCCAGAACCCUCGACGUGCCGCUCGUAUCACACGGCGCGAUCGGGUACUUCUUCUCGGUCCGGGCGAUCCAAGCACAGCCUCGGAGACAAGGAGCGGCGCAAGGAGAGGAAGCGCCAUGGAUGCAGGAAUGCUUGCAGAGACCUGCUAGCUGCUAGCUGCUAG
This is a messenger RNA of Symbiodinium sp. CCMP2456, 1959 nucleotides long. The record is from the annotation of a GenBank genome assembly. NCBI's taxonomy places the organism in Eukaryota, Dinophyceae, Suessiales, Symbiodiniaceae.